AUGGAACCUCACUGACAACCAGGUGCAUUAAGUACUUGCCAAUUUCUUGAGGGCCCGCGGCUCGAGGCCGGCUGCACGGGCGGGCCUGGGACGGCCAGGCUUAUGCAACAGGCUGUUCGACAUUUGUCUUCGCUGCAUCGGCUGCAUCGAGCUAAGGCUAGGAUAGGAUGCCUUGGAUGCAGGCCGGGUUAUGGCCGCUUUGGUCGUGAGACAAGAGACAACCGACGACCAACUAUCCCCGCAGCGGCCACCGUGCCCAACAACCACCGAUGCAGACGAGGCCCGUGUCAGGUGUACUUAAGUCACGUCUCUAUUGUGGAGGGAGUGCAGCGGAUGUGGGGUUGCGAACUGGCGAGGCCCUUCAUUCGCCUGCCGUCCGUUUGCUCGCGCCCUUCUUCGCUCACCGCCACAUCACAGCUCGUCGGCCGUUGGCCCCGACUAGACUAUCAUGACGCUGACUACCGAACAUCCCUUCUGGCCAUUGGGCCCCCUCCUCUCUUCCCCUCGUCGCCCUUUCCAGAACAUAGUGGGUUGGGUAUUGGCACCAACAUUACUACAGACUGCCCGUCACCUAUGAGUCUACGGAAUCCAUACCCGACUGUCCUCGAACCUCCUGCCUGGAUCGUUUGAGGCACCCGAUCUUCAAGCUGCUGGCUACCAUUCAGAAUGGGACGAAAUGUCAACGUCAUCCGUGUACAAGCCCCUCGUCCACCCUCCGUUGGCGCUCGCCAAUCUGAAGCUGUCUCGAGCCAGUGGCACUGAAUGAGAGAUGGGUUUCUUUUCUCAUUUUUUUACUGUGUUACCUUUGGCACCUCUGCAUUGUCCGGUGUAAUCUUCUUUUGCUCGUCUUUUCUUUUCCUACAUCGCCCUUGGACCAUUUUCGUUUGCAUUCCA
Molecule: messenger RNA, 894 nt
Organism: Aspergillus heteromorphus CBS 117.55
Lineage: Eukaryota; Fungi; Ascomycota; Eurotiomycetes; Eurotiales; Aspergillaceae
Exons: 1
Coding region: 103-630 (175 amino acids)
Source: RefSeq, a predicted model, not a curated record